Messenger RNA from Symbiodinium pilosum, 360 nucleotides. Lineage: Eukaryota; Dinophyceae; Suessiales; Symbiodiniaceae. The record is from the annotation of a GenBank genome assembly.
AUGGCCCCCAUGAAGGCGAUGAAGGCCGCCGGAGCCAGCAAGAGCAUGAAGGUGAUGAAGAGCAAGGCUGUCCGCACUCUGCCCAAGAGUGGCAUUGCCGCGCAAGUGGCUGAGAGCACGGGCUUGAAGAAGUCCGAGGUGACCCAGGUGCUUACCAACCUGGCUGACAUUGGCGCAGCGGAAGUGAAGAAGACAGGCAAGUUCGUCUUCCCUGGCCUCUUCAUGAUCAAGACCCGUCAGAAGGCGGCCACCAAGGCCGGCACCAAGCUUAUGUUCGGAAAGGAAGUAAAGGUCAAGGCGCAGCCGGCCAAGACGGUUGUCAAGGCCUAUGCUGUGAAGGCAGUGAAGGAUCAGUUCUAA